This is a messenger RNA of Anopheles nili, 2582 nucleotides long. It is a transcript of the gene Cul5, whose product is annotated as cullin-5. Gene Ontology annotation, molecular function: ubiquitin protein ligase binding. NCBI's taxonomy places the organism in Eukaryota, Metazoa, Arthropoda, Insecta, Diptera, Culicidae. The transcript is spliced from 5 exons. Bases 19 to 2307 code for a protein of 762 amino acids. The record is from RefSeq and is a predicted model, not a curated record. Gene Ontology annotation, biological process: SCF-dependent proteasomal ubiquitin-dependent protein catabolic process; protein ubiquitination. Gene Ontology annotation, cellular component: SCF ubiquitin ligase complex; Cul5-RING ubiquitin ligase complex.
GAAGACAAAUGGCCGUACAUGCGGCCGGUGGUGCUGAGUUUGUUGAAGCAGGAACGCGUCACACCAUCGGAAUGGCAGGAACUGUUUUACGCAGUGCAUCUCGUGUGUCUUUGGGACGACAAGGGCCCGCUAAAGAUACACGAAAGUCUCCAACAGGACAUUGUGGCUUACAUCAAACAGGCACAGUGUCGCGUACUAGCACAACGGGAAGAGCAAGCUCUCCUGAAGGCCUACAUCGUAGAGUGGCGUAAAUUCUUCACGCAAAGCAACUAUCUACCAUUACCCUUUACAAAGCUGGAAAAUUGUUUGCAAAGCAAGGGUAGCAGCUCCUCCUCAGUAUCAUCCAGUAAUUCAUCGAAAAAACCCAACCACGCCGAGGAUUCCAUCGUGCGGAAGUUGAUGCUUGACUCAUGGAACCAGAGCAUAUUCAUGAACAUCAAGCACCGGUUGCAGGAGUCCGCCAUGAAGUUGGUACAUGCGGAAAGGAACGGCGAAGCGUUUGAUUCGCAACUGGUGAUUGGGGUGCGCGAAAGCUACGUUAACCUGUGCUCGAACACGGAAGACAAACUGGAGAUCUACAGGGAGAACUUUGAGGCCGCCUAUCUACAGGCAACAUCCGCCUUCUAUCGGUUGAAGGCGAGCGAGCAGCUACAAACGAACGGAGUGAAGAGCUUCAUGGAGUACGCAGACGCCAAGCUGCGCGAGGAGGAAGCACGAGGAGAGCGAUACCUCGAGCCUGGUAGUAUCACUGCGCUUGGCCAGUGCUGUGUAACGGUGCUGAUAGGAGACCAUCUGCCCACCUUGUUGGCGGAAUGUGCUCCGCUGAUCGAAGCACGUGAAACCCAACGUCUGCAGUUGAUGUUUCGCCUACUGGAUCGCGUUGCCGGUGGUGUUGAUCCCAUGUUGCGCGACCUGGAAAACCACAUUGUCCAAGCCGGACUGGCCGACAUGGUCGCGGCGGCCGAUAUUAUUACGCAGGAUUCGGAAAAGUACGUUGAGCGCCUUUUGAAAUUGUUCCGUCGGUUCAGCGAUUUGGUGAAGGAAGCGUUUAACGACGAUCCGCGUUUCUUGACGGCGCGCGAUAAGGCAUUCAAGACGGUCGUGAAUGACAUAACGCUGUUCAAGCUGGAGUUGCCCACCUCAAACACUGCGAUGGCGCGUGGCAUUAAGACUUCCACGCCUGAAUCGAAGUGUCCCGAGCUGCUAGCCAACUACUGUGAUAUGCUGCUACGGCGGACACCGUUCAGCAAGCGGCUGACCACCGAGGAGAUUGAAUCUCGCCUGAAGGACGUACUAUUGGUGCUCAAGUAUGUAAGCAAUAAGGAUGUCUUUAUGCGGUAUCACAAGGCACACCUCACCCGCAGACUUAUUCUUGACUCUAGUGCGGACAGCGAAAAAGAGGAGGAUAUGGUAGAAUGGUUACGAGAGGUCGGUAUGCCUGCGGAUUAUGUGAAUAAGUUGGCUAGAAUGUUUCAGGAUAUUAAGGUUAGUGAAGAUUUGAAUACUCAAUUUCGUUCGCAAACAACACGUCACGAUGCGAUAAAUAUUAAAAUUCUCAAUGCCGGUGCUUGGGCUCGAGGAUCCGAGCGUGUCUCGGUGAGCUUACCACUAGAGCUGGAAGACUACAUUCCGGAGGUGGAGGAAUUCUACAAGAAAAAGCAUUCUGGUCGCAAACUGCAGUGGUACCAUCAUAUGAGCAACGGUACGAUAACGUUUGCUAACAACACCGGCCGGUUCGAUCUGGACGUGACCACAUUCCAGAUGGCGGUACUGUUUGCGUGGAAUCAGCGUCCGAAUGAAAGGGUUUCGUACGAAAACCUUCGCCUUGCAACGGAGCUGCCCGAUCCGGAGCUACGACGGACACUCUGGUCCUUGGUAGCCUUUCCUAAAUUAAAACGUCAGCUACUAGUGUACGAACCCACCAUUGGCAACCCGAAGGAUUUCACCGAAAACACCCUGUUCUGGGUGAAUCAGGAAUUUGCAAUCAUUAAAAACGGAAAACCACAACGACGGGGUAAGGUAAAUCUAGUAGGCCGGCUGCAGCUGAGCACGGAACGGUCCCAGCAAGAGGAUAAUCAAUCGAUCGUGCAGUUGCGAAUAUUACGGACCCAGGAAGCGAUCAUAAAAAUCAUGAAAAUGCGGAAACGACUCAGCAAUGCCGCGCUCCAGGCUGAACUAGUCGAUAUACUUAAAAACAUGUUCCUGCCAUCGAAGAAAAUGAUCAAGGAGCAGCUGGAAUGGUUGAUAGAGCAUAAGUAUAUGCGAAGAGACGACGAUGAUAUCAACACCUUCAUCUACAUGGCGUAAGAGAGGAAUGUGAUGCAUUCGAGGGCAGCUUCCGGGAUAGCAUUAACAAUUUCAUUCAAUGACUGAACAUAAGGGUAGGCGUACGAUAUGAAGAAAACCUACAUCUAUACACAGGCAUAAACAAAAGUAUCUUCAACAGACCGAAAUGGAUAGGGAAUAAUCGCUACCAUGCGCAAGAUAGCAGCAUUUUAUUAGUGAUUUAAUUUGUUGUUGAUUUAUCUCUCACCACACAUGUUCACCAACCUAAAUACAGGUGAAUAAAUGGGGCAUUGUGU